This is a messenger RNA of Wallemia mellicola CBS 633.66, 2159 nucleotides long. RefSeq names its product nucleotide-diphospho-sugar transferase. The record is from RefSeq and is a predicted model, not a curated record. The transcript has 5 exons. Gene Ontology annotation, biological process: biosynthetic process. Gene Ontology annotation, cellular component: eukaryotic translation initiation factor 2B complex. The coding region runs from base 14 to 2158 and encodes 714 amino acids. Gene Ontology annotation, molecular function: translation initiation factor binding; translation initiation factor activity; guanyl-nucleotide exchange factor activity. NCBI's taxonomy places the organism in Eukaryota, Fungi, Basidiomycota, Wallemiomycetes, Wallemiales, Wallemiaceae.
AAAAAAAUAAAAAAUGCCACCAAAUUCUAAAGUAGAGAACGAGGAUGAGGAGCAGGGUUUACAAGCUAUCGUUUUCGCUGACUCAUUCAAUGCCCGUUUCAAGCCAUUAACAGACAAGAAGCCUAGAUGUCUCCUACCACUUGUUAAUGUCCCCAUGUUAGCUUGGACACUCGAGUCUUUGGCUGCUGCUGGAAUACGCCAUGUCUUCUUGUUUACAUGCACACACGCAGAUCAAAUAAAGGAGUGGUUGAAGAAGUCUCAUUUCUCAUCUGCCUUGUCUACUCUCGCCGUUACACCUAUCGUAUCAACAACAAGUGUAAGCGCAGGUGACGCUAUUAGAGAACUCGACGCAAAACAAUUGAUUAGAACGGACUUUGUCCUUAUUUCUGGCGACGUCGUUUCUACAAUCGACAUACAGAAGAUUGUCGACGAACACAAAGAGCGCAGAAAGACAAACAAAGACGCUAUUAUGACCAUGGUCACGAAAAGAGUUGGCGCCAGUCAUCGUUUGAGACCUCCAGCUGAAUCACCUGUUUUCGUUAUAGACCCUUCAAAUAACCAGCUACACUCCUACACUACCUUAGCACACCCUUCAUUAUCUUCAAGUGCAACCCACAAGCGCGUUAACAUCCCUUCAGAAGCACUUGAAGCCGCAGAAUUGCAAAUUAGAAAUGAUCUCGCAGAUUGUUACAUUGAUAUCUGCUCUGUUGACGUCUUGCUUCUCUUCACCGAGAAUUUCGAUUACCAGGACCUCCGUUUAGAUUUCAUUAAUGGUAUUUUAACGUCAGACCUUCUCGGUAAAACGAUACAUAUGCAUACAAUUGAGGAUGAAACUGGUGGAUACGCUGGUAGAGUCAUGGAUGGUAGAAGUUACGAUGCGAUUAGCAAAGAUAUCAUUUCAAGGUGGACCUACCCUAUGGUCCCAGACGAAUCAAUGCCAGAUUCAGAAAGACUUCAUCACCAACGUGGACACAGAUACUUUGGUAAAGAUAAUGUGCAGAUUGGUGAAUCAGCUUCAAUUAGCGUUUGUUCAGUUAUAGGAUCACAAUCGAAGUUGAGCGAUAAAUCUAAAAUUGAGAGAUCAGUUAUUGGUCAGUCUGUCCAAAUUGGUGAAUCAUCGAGAAUCUCUCAUUCAUAUAUUUGGAACAAAGCUUCAAUUGGCAAUAGCUGCGAUAUUAGUGAGAGUAUUAUAGCUGAAAGCGCACGUAUUGGCGAUCAAGUCAUCAUCUCUAAUGGUUGCUUCGUUGGCGAAAACGUUACUAUUGCUUCUGGGACGAAGUUGCCGCCAUUUACUCGUGUCGGUACAACGAGAUGGAAUCAAGAGGAAGAAGACGAAGAAGAUGAAGCAGAGAAAGAAGAAAGAUUGAAGAUACUCGGAGAGGAGUCAAACGGAUACUUGUGGCCAUCCGACAAGGUUGAUAUGCAAAUUGACGAGAUAGAUUCUGACGACGAGGAAGAUGAAGACUUCCAGUUAUCUAUGAAAUACUCUAGAAUGGGUGCUAGACCACCAUCACCUGCAUUGUCGACAUCUUCAUCCCUUUCCACAAUCUCAAACGGCGGCUCAGACGAAGAGAACGACGACGACGAAGAUGAUAUCAACGACGCUGUCGAGGGUCUCACACUUGAAAACGCUGGUAAGGUCGGAGCGGCAGCUGAUUUCUCCCAUGAAUGUGUCCAAUCUCUUGAAAGAGCUUUCGAGGAGGGCCACACAUCUGAGAAUGCCGCUAUAGAACUAAAGACUUUGAGGAUGGCUUCAAAUGUACAACUUUCCCAAGUAAGGAAGGUAGUCAUCGAUUUCUGUAUGUCGAGAAUAUCAACUACUGAUGGCCAGCCAGUCAAGGCGGUCGAGGCAGUCUUUGGAAGAUGGGCACAAUUGGUUAUUGAAAUGACAAAAGAAGAUCAAAGUCAGGCUAUACUCAUCGCACAAGAAUAUUGCGCUAGACAUCCACAAAGUCAUUUAUCAAUCUUCUUGGCUGUUUUGCGUAUAUUCUACGAAUACGAAAUUGCAUCAGAAGAGGCUAUCUUCGCAUGGUAUAAGUCUCAACCAGCUCGUGGAGAAAGUGAAUCAGAUAUGAGAGUAUUAUGGGAGAAGUCAAGAAGGUUCAUUGAAGCAUUACUCGAAGCAGACAGUGAGAGUGAGGAAGAAGAAUCUGAUUAAG